UGAGAGCAGCGUCGAUUCAAUUCGAUUCCGACUGGCAGCGCGUACGGACGGCCGAUUCACGCUCGCACGUCACCCGGCUGCUCGGGUGUGUUGCGUUUUUGAAAGGGGCAGGACCAUUUCAACCGGAAGAAGGGAGCAAAGGCAAGCAAGCAAGCAAAAAAGCAGCAAAGGAAAGAAAAGUGAAACCCAAAUUCGGUGGCCGGUGAUGAUGAUGUGGUGAUGGUGAAUGCGGUGUGUGUAUGUACGUGUGUUUUACGGUGUGUGUUACCCAGAACGACAGAGCACAGCAAAGCGCAGAAUAUAGUGUGUGAUUAGUUUUUCCACAAUCGAUUGAGCCUCGCAGCAGCGCGCUCAACCCUUUUGCCCUGUGCCUGUGCUUGCUUGUGUUUGUGUGCGUAAAGUGAAAAGGGAAUACACCUGAGAAGGAAAGCAAAGGGUAGCUAAUAUAAGUGCAGCAGCAGUGUAUCAUCAACGUGUUCAUCCUCACGGCAGAAGUGUUGUGUGUGAAAUCAUCAUCAUCAUCAUCAUCGUCAUCGCGCUCGAGCAGUGUGUGCGGGCGUUCCGUGCGUGCGCGCGUAUGUGUGUGUGUGCAGUACGUGUGGUGUGUAUUUCCGAAGUGCCAGCAUUGAAAUUACUACACUGCCAACGGUCGUAAAAUAAUAAUAAAUAAAUAAAAAAAUACAACACGUGUUCACUAAAAGUGUGUGUUCCAAGUGCGUAAGUGCGUGUGUUCAUAUCGCUCAGUUCGAAGGAAAAGCAAGCUGCCACAAAUAUUUGUAUAAGAAAGAAAAAAAAGUAGGGCAAAAAUCGUAUACCUACAUUGUGUAAAAGUGUAUGUGUGUGUGGAAGAAUUUUUGUAAUAUUAAUUAAAGAUAAAGAAGCAUCGAUUGGCUUCCCUCAAUUCUCUCUCUUUCAACCUCCAUUGUAACGUUACACCAAAAGCGUAAUCGUAUCACUGCCAAGUGGAAACACGGUGUGUGUGUGUUCAGCUCGCUUCGUUUUUUUUGUCGUAAGAGAGCGCAUCAUCACUGUAUAGUUGCUGUAAAUCAUCUUACAAGCUAAAGCUAAAAAAAGAAAAAUACGGACUAGAGCACGCGCGCGGUGUGUUGUGUUGUUGUAGCUGCUAUAAAGAAAAACAACAGCGAUACGCCACCGACGCCGCCGCCGUCGUCCUGCGUUGUGUUGUGUUUUCCAUCGAAGGGCCAGCCACAACUGCCAGAGCCAGAACAACGAAAACGAAACGAGAAUAUCUAGCACGGGGGGAAUACGGUGAACGAAACAGUUGACGAACUCACAAAACCCCACGACCAGCAGACACAUCACAAAGCAAAAAAUCCAAGGGCGAUCAAAUCCUUCCAGAAGCUGCUGUACGUCUGCCCGGACUUUGUGCGUGCGAAUGAGGUACACCUGCGGCUUGGGCUUAUGCUCAAGGUGAAUGGAGAUUACGAGCAAUCGCUAAAGCACCUGCAGCUAGCACUCAACGAUUCGUCCCCGUGCACCCUAGCGCAGCUUGAGAUCCGCUUUCACGUCGCCCAUCUGUAUGAGGUGCAGAACAAGUACAGGACAGCGAAGGAGGCAUACGAGCGGCUACUGGCAAGCAAGCAGCUGACGUCGUCACUGAAGGCCGACAUCUACCGGCAGCUGGGAUGGAUGUACCACACCGUUGAGCUGCUCGGCGACAAGGUGCAACGGGAGCGGCUCGCCAUCCACUGUCUGCAGAAGUCGAUCGAGGCGGAACCGCGCUCGGGCCAGACGCUCUACCUGCUCGGCCGCUGCUUCGCCGGCAUCAACAAGGUGCACGACGCGUUCAUCGCCUACCGGAACUCGGUGGAGAAGAGCGAAGGGAACGCGGACACAUGGUGCUCCAUCGGAGUGCUCUACCAGCAGCAGAACCAGCCUAUGGAUGCGCUGCAGGCCUACAUCUGUGCCGUGCAGCUAGAUAAGUCACACUCAGCCGCCUGGACCAACCUGGGCAUACUGUACGAGAGCUGCAAUCAGCCGCGGGACGCAUACGCCUGCUUCCGCAACGCCACCAUCAACCAGGACCAGCAGAAAGACCGUACGGUCAGUGCGUGCGAGAAGUCAACCGUACCGGCCGCUUCAACCGGCACUACUACAGCGGCGACCGGUGGUGCAACAACCGCAGCCGCCGCCAGCGGAACGUCGUCGGUUACGGCGAACAGCGCGGCCGCGGGCACACCGGAAACGAGCAGCAGCAGCGGCACCCCAACAGCAGGGACAACAGCACCCAAUACUCAGCCGACGGUGCUCGGUGGUGAUCUAAGCAACGGUGGCAACAACGGUGCCAACAGUAACAACAGCAGCAGCUGCAGAUCGCAAAGCCUUACCCAGCGUAUCAAAUUCCUGCAGCAGCAUCUCGGUAACGCUCCUAUGCCGAGCAUAACGUCCAAACGGCGGCAGCUACCGUCAAUUGAGGAGGCCUGGAAUCUGCCCAUUUCCAAUGAGAUGAGUUCGCGACAGCAACAGACCGCCCAGGCACAGCAACGCCAGUUUCAGAAAGGCUACGGACAGGGUGCCCAGUACCAUCCCGGACAGCAGCCGCAACAGCAGCAAGUGGGCAGCAACAAUGGUCUGCCGAACAAGCGCUUCAAGCAGGAGGAUGGCAGACCCGGCAGCGGACCAGCUGGUGGUGGUGUGGUCGGAACGGUGGCCGGCCAGCCGGUGCCACCGUUCUACCUUAACCAGCAGCAGGUGUUGCAGCUGCAGUUCCUGCAGAACCAGAACAAUCUGACCGCCCAGCAGCAGGCCAUGCUGCAGACGCUCACCAACCAGUACCGGUUGAUGAGGGAGCACCAGCUGCGCCUUCAGCAGCAGCGAAGUCAGCAGCUGCAACAGCAACAACAGGCCGCCGGGUUCCAGGGACAGCCGCCGCAGCAGGGCGGUAACGGUGGGUUUGGGCUGGCGGCAGGGAACAAGACGCCCCAGUCGGGUAUCGUGCCGCAGACGGGCUUCGUGAACGAUGGCCACUUCUCGCCAGCGACCGGACAGUCGCAGCAGACGGCGGGCAUGCCGUACAAGUCGGCCGGUACGUACGCACCGUCCGGGUUUACGGUGCCGAGCGGUCAGGCAGCGGCAACGACGCCGGGAGGCUUCACACAGAUCACCUCCGGCUCGAAUCAUCAGGCCGAUAUAGCCAUUCAGUCCAUCCUCGACGACAAGGCUACAUUCGCCGAAUCCCUGCUCAAACAGCUUAGCUCACCAACGGGAGACGGCAAAGACGUGUCCGACCCCUCCACCACCACCACCACCAGCAGCAGUACCAAGUCCCCACCGAUAAAAGCGGAAGCAACCUCGACGACGACAGCGGCAGCCGCCGGCAGUGGUGCGAAACGGCAACUGCUAACCGGCAGCAAGCAGCAGCAGCACCCGGACAUCAAGCUGGAACCGGUCGUAAAGCUCGAGAAGCUACCCUCCCCCUCCAGCGGAGGUUUGGACGGAUCGUCGUCCUCUUCCGCUUCCUCCUCCUCCGUCGGCGGUGACUUUAAGAUCUCAAUGUCGGCGAAAGACAUCCAGCAGCUGGUGCGCAAGCAGCGCCAGGCGGGCGAGCUGAAGGACGUGCCGGCCGUCUGCUCGGUCCUGUCGGCCGAUGCGCCCCCGCCCUGCCCGCCCGACUGUCCACCGACACGGCUUACCCGCGAACAGCUCCAACCCCCGACGCCGUCCGUGUUUUUGGAGAACAAAAAGGACGCGUUCAGUCCGCAGCUGCAGGAGUUUUGCCUGAAGCAUCCGAUCGCGGUGGUGAGGCAGCUCGGUGCGGCCCUGAAGCUGGAUUUGGGGCUGUUUUCGACCAAAACGCUUGUGGAGGCGAACCCGGACCACACGGUGGAGGUGCGGACGCAGGUACAUCAGUCACCGGACGAGAACUGGGACGGAAACAAGAACUCGAAGGUGUGGGCUUGCAUAUCGCACCGAUCGCACACCACCAUCGCCAAGUACGCGCAGUACCAGGCGUCGAGCUUUUCGGACAAGAUUAAGGAGGAGCGUGACAAGCUGGCCGGCAUUUCGACCGCCUCCACCAACUCCGACUCCGACUCGAAGGAUUCCAUCUCGAACAGUGGCAGUGCGUGCGGCGGCGGCGGUGGCACGGGAGCGACCAGCGGUGGAGGAACCGGUACCGGUGGCGGUAACAGUUCCGCUGCCGGCAACGGCAAACGGAAGAAGUGCAAAAACGGUAACAAAAUGUUACGCUUCGGCACGAACGUCGAUCUGUCCGAUGAGCGCAAGUGGAAGGCGCAGCUGCAGGAGCUACAGAAGCUGCCACCGUUUGCGCGCGUCGUUUCGGCCGCCAACAUGCUGUCACACGUCGGUCACAUGAUCCUUGGGAUGAACACGGUGCAGCUGUACAUGAAGGUGCCGGGUAGUAGGACGCCCGGUCACCAGGAGAACAACAACUUCUGCUCGAUCAACAUCAAUAUUGGGCCGGGCGAUUGUGAGUGGUUUGCGACGCCCGACUCGUACUGGGGCGGCAUCCAGGCGCUGUGCGAGAAGAAUAACAUCAACUAUCUGCACGGGUCGUGGUGGCCGGCGCUCGAGGAUCUGUACGCGGAGAACAUACCGGUGUACCGGUUCACGCAACGGCCGGGCGAUCUGGUGUGGGUUAAUGCGGGAUGUGUCCACUGGGUGCAGGCCAUCGGCUGGUGUAAUAAUAUUGCCUGGAACGUGGGCCCACUGACGGCGCGACAAUAUCAGCUGGCGGUGGAGCGGUACGAGUGGAACAAGCUCGAAAGCUACAAGAGCAUCGUGCCGAUGGUGCAUCUGAGCUGGAAUCUCGCCCGCAAUAUCAAGGUGUCCGACCCGAAGAUGUUUGAAUCGAUCAAAACCUGCCUAAUGCAGACGAUGAAACACUGUAUGCAGGUGCUGGAGUACGUAAAGUCCUUGCACAUCGAGGUCCGGUUUCAUGGGCGCGGUAAAAACGAAGCAUCACACUACUGCGGCCAAUGUGAGGUGGAAGUGUUCAAUGUGCUGUUCAUUCGCGAGCAGGAAAAGCGCCACAUCGUGCACUGUAUGGGUUGCGCCCGGAAGCAGUCGCCCGGGCUGCAGGGUUUCGUGUGCCUCGAGGAGUACACGCUGGACGAGCUGAUGCAGGUGUACGAUGCGUUCGUGCUGCAUACACCGCCCCCGCCACUGCCACCGAUUGCAGCACCGCCAGCGCAAUCGCCCCAGCACGUCCAGCAGCCCGCCUCCUCUCCGGCCGGAGCGCUGAUAAAUGUAAGCUCUUCUUCUACUGCCGUCGCCGCCGCCACAUCGUGUUCAUCGUCGUCCGCGUCGGCUGCUGGCGGUGGUGCUGGUGCUGGUGGUGGCACUGGAUCGGUGCCGGUGGCUUCGUAAGCCGCUGCCACCGCCCCGCCGUCGUCAUCCUUCUUAGCAUCCUUUCGGAAGUGGGAGGAUGGACCUCAGGGGUGUGGUAGGGUUGCUGUACCAAACAACAACACCCACCCUCCCCAUCCUCUCCAAAACCGUUUUCUCUCGGCCCCACCAAAUUCUGCACUAUGCUGCACUGCAACUUCUCCUGCACGAGUGCGCGAUACUGUGGUAGCAUUGUUUUACUUCGGUAAGUUUAGUUUUAAUUUAGUUCAAAUGUACGCAUAAUGUGUAUCCCCUGCAUAUAAUAUAAUAUCUCCUUACGGAGAGGAAAGAAGGGUUCGUGUAAAGAGUAUAUAGAAAGCGAAAAGCAAAUAGGCUAUAGGCGCAAGAGCGAGAGAUUUAUAUUAGGCACACGCUCGCACCACCCGUCGGUGUGUGCGUGUGUGUGUUAGAAAUCAGCGAAGCUAUAGGGAAAAGAGCAAAGAAAAGAAGCACUUAGGCGCAAAGAAAGGCGAACGAAUUAUAUUGUAUAGAAAUGUUUUACAGGGCUAUUAGACUUGUUUUCCUCUUCUGUUUCGUUCAAUUGUUUGAAUUUCAAACCUCCAAAAGACUUGUAUGAAAUUACUAAUUUGCAAAUUACGCUACACUUACGAUUAAUACUGCUACUACUACUACUACUACCACUACUACGCUUAGUCUCGAGACCCUGAAGCUCUCGUACGGCACAUUUCAGUAAUAUGUAGAUGGCGUUGCGACGAAAUAGUGGAUAUUGUUUUAGAGAAAAGCGUUGAAAAAAGAGAAGAGGGAACGUUUCCUUUAAAAAGGAGGGUAGAUUGUACAUAUAUAACGCAACCAACACGCCCUCCUCACGCCCUCUGUGGUGUGUGUGUGACUGGCGAUCGUUCAAGUGAGUCGAACAAUCUGUCGAACCUGCUCUGCUGCUGCGGGGGGGGUGCGCGAAUGUUGCGCAUCACCUGCAACACGCGAGCGCGCGCACUGUAAAGCUAGUUCGCAGCUGCAAAAAACACCACUCUUAGUGUUUAAGUAAAUAUGCGUGCGCGUGCAUUCGUUUAUAUAAGAAGGGGGAGGAGAACACAGAACAAAUGGCACACAGAAAGGAGACGACACAACAGUAGAAGAUCGAUUUGAGUGAUCGCUAGUGGCCCGUCGUUUUACAAUGUUUACAACAUUAAACACACACACUAUCUCUCACAACCCGCGUUAAAGGCAAUAUUUUCUUUUUGUUUUGUACUCACAACACCCUUUGAGAAGACACGAUCAUCGCGCAGAGCGAGCGUGAUCCGGUUUAUGUUGGUGAUUAGUGUUUAAGUAGUUAAUUUAUUUCACCAUCGCAAGGUGUGUAUCGUAUUGUAUAUGUAAAUGUGUAUUAAUGUGUAUCCGUUGGCAGCGAUAUUUGGCUCGAAUCUGCCAUUAUUUUUUU
Anopheles gambiae (African malaria mosquito) is the source of this 6766-nucleotide messenger RNA. It is a transcript of the gene Utx, whose product is annotated as histone demethylase UTY. The record is from RefSeq and is a predicted model, not a curated record. Gene Ontology annotation, molecular function: protein binding; RNA polymerase II cis-regulatory region sequence-specific DNA binding; histone H3K27me2/H3K27me3 demethylase activity. The coding region runs from base 1423 to 5349 and encodes 1308 amino acids. Lineage: Eukaryota; Metazoa; Arthropoda; Insecta; Diptera; Culicidae. Gene Ontology annotation, cellular component: MLL3/4 complex. Gene Ontology annotation, biological process: regulation of gene expression. The transcript is spliced from 11 exons.